UAAGGUAUAGAAAUGGCCUAGGAAAUCCACCACCAUGGAGGUGUCAGGGUGGCCCUCUUCAGCCCACCCUGGUUUGUGUAUGAAAGUUCCCAUGUAAGCUUUCCUUGGUUAGAGGAUAGCCCUUGGUGUGAGCUUGAAAGCCUGAGGGAACAGGAUUCCGAACCCCUAUUUCCAAGAUGCUCCACCAGAAGUUAGGAGAGAGGCCCCAAAGGCAACUUUUACAUUAUAGAACAGUGGCAAGCUGGGUGGAAAAGCCAGGGACAGAGUUAGUGGCUGGUGGAGCAGAGAGAAAAGGAGGUGGAGACCAUGGGCCUGGCGUUUGGGUUAGAGGGUGGCUUAGGUGUUGGGCUCUGCUUUGAACCCUGGGAUUCUGAAUUCAAAUCACUGGCUGGAGCGCUGUGGGCAGCAAGCCUUUGCUUUCUCAGAGUUUUCUUGUAAUGGUGACAUGACAAAGCCCUGCGGGAUGAAUUACCUAGCCCAUGUUUCUGAGUGUUUUCCUCUCCUUGGCAUUCAGCCAUGUCCCAGAGGAGGUGGCUCUGUGCUUGGUGCUGUAAUCACCGUAGACCAUUCAACUAAUAGCGUAGGCUGCCUCAGUGAGUGGCUCAAGAGUAUUGCAGCAAUUAAUUCUCACACAGCGUUGAGGAGAGCGUCAACUCAUCGCACAGGGUCUCGUGUGCCCCUGUUGGCCUCAAACCCAUAUGCAGUUGAGGAUGACCUUAAACUUCUCAUCUUCCUCCUCCACCUGCAGAGUGCUAGAGUGACUCCUACCUGAUUUAUGUGAUGCUGAGGGUCAAGCGCAAGCUUUCGCGUGUUCUAGGCAAGCACUCUACCAACUGAGCUACACCACCAGCGCCCACUAAGUAAUGUAUAUAAAACGCUCAGCACAGAGAAUAGCUGCAGGUCCCUUUGUCCCUGUUUCAAUAUGGAGGAACUUAGCUCUGGCUGGGCGACCUCCACCCCCAUUCCUUCUGCAAAGAAGGACUCGAGCAAUUGACAGGGCAAGAGGCAUAUAGUGAACCCAGGUAGCCAUGCUGAAAUGGGAAGCCUAACCCUAAACUAGCAAGGAGUACAGUGAUUGGUUAGAAAUAAAAGGGGGUGGAGGCUUUAGGAGAACAGGGGAAUAGGAAAGGCGUCUAACCCACCUCAAACACAAGCUAACGUCUCGAUCAUUCUGAGAAAUAACCCACGUUCCUGUACUGCAACGGGUACAGAGGCAACUAAAAAGUCAGUCAAGGUGACAAUCAGAAGUCAGUCAAGGUGACAAUCAGGACUCAGAGAAGUAACAAAGGCUCGGGCAAAGUCUGCCUUUUCGGUGAAAAGAUAUAUACCCCCGGCCAGAGCUGGCACCCCUACUUGGAACCACAAGGCACGAUAUACUGCGUGCGCUGUACCUGCUCUGAGAAUGGACAUGUGAAUUGUUACCGCCUCCGCUGCCCACCCCUUCACUGCUCACAGCCUGUGAUGGAGCCACAGCAAUGCUGUCCCAGGUGUGUGGAUCCUCAUGUCCCCUCUGGCCUCCGAGUUCCCCUAAAGUCCUGCCAGCUCAAUGAGACCACAUACCAACAUGGAGAGAUCUUCAGUGCCCAGGAGCUGUUCCCUGCCCGCCUGUCCAACCAGUGUGUCCUGUGUAGCUGUAUUGAAGGCCACACUUACUGUGGUCUCAUGACCUGUCCUGAACCCAGCUGCCCCACCACACUCCCUCUGCCUGAUUCCUGCUGUCAGACCUGCAAAGACAGGACAACUGAGAGUUCCACAGAAGAAAACUUGACACAGCUGCAGCAUGGAGAGAGACAUUCCCAGGAUCCAUGCUCGGAGAGGAGAGGCCCCAGCACGCCAGCCCCCACCAGCCUCAGCUCCCCUCUGGGCUUCAUCCCUCGCCACUUCCAGUCAGUAGGAAUGGGCAGCACAACCAUCAAGAUUAUCUUGAAGGAGAAACAUAAAAAAGCUUGCACACACAAUGGGAAGACAUACUCCCAUGGGGAGGUGUGGCACCCCACUGUGCUCUCCUUUGGCCCCAUGCCCUGCAUCCUGUGCACAUGUAUCGAUGGCUACCAGGACUGCCACCGUGUGACCUGCCCCACCCAAUAUCCCUGCAGUCAACCCAAGAAAGUGGCUGGGAAGUGCUGCAAGAUCUGCCCAGAGGACGAGGCGGAAGAUGACCACAGUGAGGUCAUUUCCACCCGGUGUCCCAAGGUACCAGGCCAGUUCCAGGUGUACACGUUGGCAUCUCCAAGCCCAGACAGCCUACACCGCUUUGUCCUGGAGCAUGAAGCCUCUGACCAGGUAGAGAUGUACAUUUGGAAGCUGGUGAAAGGAAUCUACCACUUGGUUCAGAUCAAGAGAGUCAGGAAGCAAGAUUUCCAGAAAGAGGCUCAGAACUUCCGGCUGCUCACCGGCACCCAUGAAGGUUACUGGACCGUCUUCCUAGCCCAGACUCCAGAGCUGAAAGUUACAGCCAGCCCAGACAAAGUGACCAAGACAUUAUAGCAAGGACCUAAAGAGUUGCAGAUACGAGUUUUAUUGGUUUUGUUAUUAUAUAUUAAUAAAGAAGUCGCAUUACCCUCUC
Messenger RNA from Mus musculus (house mouse), 2566 nucleotides. It is a transcript of the gene Chrdl2, whose product is annotated as chordin-like 2. Bases 1462 to 2487 code for a protein of 341 amino acids. Gene Ontology annotation, cellular component: extracellular region. Lineage: Eukaryota; Metazoa; Chordata; Mammalia; Rodentia; Muridae. The record is from RefSeq and is a predicted model, not a curated record. Gene Ontology annotation, biological process: developmental process. The transcript has 11 exons.